Messenger RNA from Anolis carolinensis (green anole), 998 nucleotides. RefSeq names its product PHD finger protein 5A (gene phf5a). The coding region runs from base 258 to 590 and encodes 110 amino acids. Lineage: Eukaryota; Metazoa; Chordata; Lepidosauria; Squamata; Anolidae. The record is from RefSeq and is a predicted model, not a curated record. The transcript has 4 exons. Gene Ontology annotation, biological process: mRNA splicing, via spliceosome. Gene Ontology annotation, cellular component: precatalytic spliceosome; U12-type spliceosomal complex; catalytic step 2 spliceosome.
GGAGGAGCUUUGUCAGGUCUUGGCAGAAAGAUAUAACACGUUCGCAUCAUUCUAUCCUUCCUUCUGCUUCAAAAAUAAAUUGAUACUACGGCUUUGCCUUGGAAGGAGAGUGGAAGCAAAUCCUUUAUGUACUCCCUGUACUAGCCGUUAAAACAAAUUCCCGCUUUCUGUGGAGGCGGGCCUUCUAUUUGCUUCCAGGACCUUCAGUCGCGAGGUUUGAAGACAACCGGCGCCGCGCGGGAGAGAGGAGGCCCAAGAUGGCGAAGCACCACCCGGACCUCAUCUUCUGCCGCAAGCAGGCCGGAGUAGCUAUUGGACGAUUAUGUGAAAAAUGUGAUGGCAAGUGUGUUAUUUGUGACUCGUAUGUGCGGCCCUGCACAUUGGUGCGUAUAUGCGAUGAGUGCAACUAUGGCUCUUAUCAAGGACGCUGUGUGAUCUGUGGAGGUCCAGGAGUCUCAGACGCCUAUUACUGUAAAGAAUGCACUAUCCAGGAAAAAGAUCGGGAUGGCUGUCCUAAAAUUGUCAACCUAGGCAGUUCAAAAACAGAUCUCUUCUAUGAGCGAAAGAAAUAUGGCUUCAAGAAAAGGUGAUCCCCUCCAUCCACUACAGCGCACCUGCAGAAGACGAGGAGAGUAUCUACAAUAUUUUUGGAUUACAGUUUUCCAGGAAACCAGUUAGCUUUUUUGUUUUGUUUUCAAUCUUUACAAUUUAUAGAAAAAAACUAUCUAAACUAAAUAUGGAAAUUACUUCAUCAGUAGUUAAUGUUAAUGAGGGAUGUCAGCAUUGCCUUUAUAUCUGCGACAGAAGAAAGUAGUUAAGAUUUCAGCCCCUAUUAUUUCCAGUCCAUACUGUCUUAAACAAGCAACAUGAAUUUCUUUUGAUUAAUGCCUUUCAUUGAGUUAUGACCAAUCUUGUAUUUUCCCUGAAAAAAUAACCUGUUGAAAUUCUAUAUCUUUGAGGACUGCAUCAAUAAAAUUGUUUAGUGUUUUCUACCUUAA